Poecilia latipinna (sailfin molly) is the source of this 834-nucleotide messenger RNA. RefSeq lists its product as uncharacterized. The coding region runs from base 160 to 717 and encodes 185 amino acids. The record is from RefSeq and is a predicted model, not a curated record. The transcript has 5 exons. NCBI's taxonomy places the organism in Eukaryota, Metazoa, Chordata, Actinopteri, Cyprinodontiformes, Poeciliidae.
AAAUAACUUUUAGAAUGUAUUUUUCUUCUGUCAACUUUCAUUUAACACUCCAGUCCAGUUGGUGGCAGUAAUGCGCUUUCAUAGUCGGUCAAGCAGCCGCCAUUAAACUCCAGAGGAAGAUUUGCACCCUCGCUAACGGGUGCUACUGCGAGACCCAACAUGAACAAAAAUGCCCAUGAGUUGAGUAAAUGGUGGGAAAAGUCCUAUUUCAUGGAGUUACCUUUUCAGUAUCGUUUUGAUAUUAAGCAAUGUUCCGGCGGAAAACAACAGAUGAACCGCGGCGGUCCAACAAGGCCGAACUCACGACCUGAAAAAUGGCCAAGCCUCCACAGCCAGGCCUCAGACCACGGUGCCGAGGCGCUCUUACGGAGUCCACCAGGACGAAGAGAAAUUCAACUCCACGGAAUGGGAGUCACAUUUGUGUCAAUCAGACUCUUCAGGAACGUCCUGAUGUCCGUGAUGAGGACAGAGAUGCAACUGUCUGCAUCCAGGACCUACUGCCAGUCAUCUGGAUGUUGGUCAAGAAAGAAGCAGCUGAUGGAGGAAGGCAGAGAGUACUGGCAGCAGAGGAGGUGGCAUUCUGAGAGGAUGGCAGCUAUGAGGCGGUGUCAGGAUAGACCCCAAGUUCCUCCAUCCAGGAGCUCAGUGACAUCAGGACUACAAGACAGGAAGAGACGUCAGGUCUAUGCUACAGGAGAGAUGUUGGGCCUGUCCUGAACGCAGCAUAAUGUUUGAUCAUGUUUGGACAAAAAAAACACUGCCAGAUGGUCCAGAAAUGGACAAGCAUUUAUAUCUUAUUUUGUGUGCAAACAGUAAGAUAAAACACCAAAAGUC